AUGUUCAAAAUUCAGAUACGUUCGCCAGGUAGCUUGGGAGCCAAGUCUGCUCCUACUUUCGAGGAUUCAUGGAAAAUCAUAGAAAAUGCUAUGGCGAUGAUACACGAAGGACGCGUAAGUGAACUGUCCUUUGAAGUCCUCUUCCAUGUGGUAUACUCCCUAACGUUGCGUAAGCUUGGCGGCGAGCUCUAUCAUAGGAUUGGCAAUGCGCUUGAGAAAAAGCUUCGGAACGUCAAGGCAUCGAGCCUAAAUGUGACUUCAACAGACCUGCUUUUGGAAAUACUACGAGCUUGGGAUAAUCAUUGCGAAUCGCUUCGAUUGAUCAGUGACGUAACCAUGUAUCUGGACAAGGUUUACUGCAAGGACAACCGAAAGCCAUUUGUAUAUGACAUGGGGCUCGGGCAUUUCCGCGAUAUAAUUUUGAAAGCUUCGAAAGAUCAAGUCCACAGCUUGAUGGUACGACAGAUCAAUGACGCACGGCGCGGCGCUGUGGGUACUGAUUUCGAAACCCUAAAAGCCCUGGUUGGAAUGAUGGAAACGCUCACGGACUCUAAUGACACAUACUAUAUCACUGAAUUCGAGCCCUUCCUGCUCGAGAAAACCAGGAAAUUCUAUAAAACAUUCAUCGAUAGCUACAGCGGUGAAAUCAUAUCAUAUCCAAGAGAGGUCCAAACGCUCAUAGAGAAGGAGCAGGAGGUAGACUCCAAAUUCUUAAAUCAGGACGUUUCGAUCAAAAUUGCCAAGGUCGUCGAAAGUAUACUGAUUUCGGAGAACAUGCAUUUCGUGGCAGAGAGAGUCACACCGCAGCUUUUGGAAAACAAUAAAUUUUCGGAUCUUAAGCUCCUGUUUGCAUUAUGUCAUGCUCCGACCGAUAACAAGAAGCUGUGGAAGCAGUGUUCUCAAUAUAUUUCUCAUGAGGGUAUAUCUAUCACCGAGGACUUCUCGCUUAAGAAAAGAGCUCAAGUAGCAGUCAAAUGGAUCACUGAAAUUUUGGAACUUAAGACCAAAUACGAGAACCUUUUCAAAAGCGUUGCAGAAGGUGAGUCGACCGACCUCAAAGCCGUGAAUGAGGCUUUCUCCAUAAUCUUGGCUCAAAACGGGAAAAGAAAUGCAGAAUAUUUGGCAGUUUACAUAGACUUCAUGCUGCGUUCUCCUUCUGUCGCGGAGGAUUCAAUGAGGGUGAAAUUGGAGGAGGCGAUUGCCAUCUUCAAAUUUUUGAGGGAAAAAGAUGUUUUCGAAAAGGUAUAUCAGCAGCAACUUUCCAAACGUCUGCUACAGCAACGGUCGUCUUUGAAGCUAGAAAAACAUCUCGUUAACCGUAUGAAGGAGGAAGUGGGUAGAUCUUUUGCCUUGAAGCCGGAGGGCAUGUUUAGAGACAUGUCGAUAUCGCAGACCAACAAUUCAAAAUUCCAGCAAUCUUAUCAAGUACCAUACGCAUUCGACAUUAGCGUACUCACAUCAGCCUGUUGGCCCUUUCAGCAAACAAGCAGCGAGAAGGAAGUUGUGUUACCUGCUUCUCUCGAGAGUUUAAAAUUGGACUACGAAAAUUACUAUAUGAAAUCGUACAACGGCCGGGUCCUAAGUUGGGCGUACCACCUUGGCUCUCUGGAUGUUGGAUUCCAAUUUAAGAAAAGCUACCAUGUCAUCACCAUGCCAGUGUACGCGGCUAUCAUAUUCAUGCUAUUCGAGGACCACGAGGAAUUCUCUAUGCAAGAGAUUAAAGAUCUCACAAACAUUCCAGAGCAUGAGUUGAUCAGAAACCUUUUGACCAUCGCAAUUGCCCCCAAAACUAGACUACUGAAAAAGCAGCCGAUGAACAAAAAGAUACUUCCUUCAGACAGAUUCCGCAUUAAUUAUUCAUUUUCAGCGCCCACUACAAAGGUGAAGGUUCUUGCAGUACUGACCAAACCGGAGUCUGAUACACAACCUUCUUCCCGUAGCAACGAUGUAGCACAGGACCUUACAAAUGAGCGUAAACGAUGUGUUGAAGCGGCCAUCGUCAGGACAUUAAAGAGCUCUCAAAGGAUGUAUUUCGACCCGCUUUUUGAACUCGUGCGAGAAGCCGUGGCAGUGCGCUUCCAGCUCGAUCCAGGCUUGUUUCACAAAAGCGUAGACAAGUUAGUGGAACGGGAGUACAUUCAACGGGAUCCAGACGAUGGUACUUUCUUACACUACCUUGCGUGA
Molecule: messenger RNA, 2184 nt
Organism: Lachancea meyersii CBS 8951
Lineage: Eukaryota; Fungi; Ascomycota; Saccharomycetes; Saccharomycetales; Saccharomycetaceae
Source: the annotation of a GenBank genome assembly